AUGACCGGCGAGGACGACGCGGAUCCGUGGGACGCGGUCACCACGGAUCGCGUCGAGGGUAAGGGCGAGGCUCUCCGCGCGACGCGCGACCUGCCGAAGGGCGCUCGGCUCCUCCGCGUCGCGCCCCUCUUCGCCGUGCCCUACGCCGCGGAGCUGACGCGCCUGUGCGGGGGUUGUUUCCAGCCGCGCGGCGCGGUGUGCGCGUCGUGUGGGAGCGCGAGGCUCUGCUCGCGAUGCGGCGCUGGCGCGGCGGGGACGCUCCACGGGCUCGAGUGCCACGCGCUGGCGCGGCUGCGCGACGGCGAGGAGGGCCUGACGUUGGCGCACUCGGACCUCCGACUGCUGCUCCGCGCGCUGGCGGUGCGAUCGAUGCGGCGCGCUGUCGACGCGGGCGGCGACCCCGCGGCGAUCGCCGCGGCCGAGGACGGCGACGUCAUCGUGGACGGCUACGACGCUCUCGAGGGUCUCAUGAGCGGCGUGGACGGCGGCGACGACGGCGAGCUGCCGCACGACGCCGUCGCCACCAUCGCCGAGGUCGCCAAGCAGGCCAGGUUUCUCCUCGCGGCGUCGUGCCGGUGUUCGAUGGACGAGUGCGUCCGUACGCUGGGACGGCUGCAGCUCAACGGGUUCGAGAUGACCGCGUCGGAGCCCGAGGAAGGGGCGGAUGAGGCAGAGGGCGGGGGGCACAGGCCGGUGGGCGUGGGCGUGUUCCCGUCCGCGAGCUACACCAAUCACAGCUGCGCGCCCAACUGCGCGCAGAGGUUCGACGGACACGGGUGCAUCGUGGUGGAGACGGCGAGGGACGUUCGCGGCGGGGAGGAGCUCACGAUACCGUACGUGGACGUGAGGUUGGGGAGGCGCGAGCGACGGGAGCGGCUGCGGAAGAACUUCGCGUUCGACUGCGCGUGCGAGCGAUGCGCCGCGGAGGCGGACUAG
Molecule: messenger RNA, 936 nt
Organism: Micromonas commoda
Lineage: Eukaryota; Viridiplantae; Chlorophyta; Mamiellophyceae; Mamiellales; Mamiellaceae
Exons: 1
Coding region: 1-936 (311 amino acids)
Cellular component (GO): nucleus
Molecular function (GO): protein binding
Source: RefSeq, a predicted model, not a curated record